This is a messenger RNA of Molossus molossus (Pallas's mastiff bat), 573 nucleotides long. It is a transcript of the gene BHLHA15, whose product is annotated as basic helix-loop-helix family member a15. Lineage: Eukaryota; Metazoa; Chordata; Mammalia; Chiroptera; Molossidae. The record is from RefSeq and is a predicted model, not a curated record. Bases 1 to 573 code for a protein of 190 amino acids. The transcript has a single exon. Gene Ontology annotation, molecular function: protein dimerization activity.
AUGAAGACCAAGAACCGGCCCCCCAGGCGCCGGGUGCCCCCGCAGAACACAGAGGGCAGCCCAGGGGAUCAGUCCCCCGACAGGCCCCAGCCGAGCUCUGGGGCCCAGAUGGCCAAGGGUCUGCGGAGCAGGACAGUGCGCGCGCAGGGGGCGCGCGCCGAGGGCGGGCGCAGGCGGCCCGGGCUCUCGGGGCCGGCGGGCCGGCGGGACAGGCGGGAGAGCAGCGUCCAGCGGCGGCUGGAGAGCAACGAGCGGGAGCGGCAGCGCAUGCACACGCUGAACAACGCCUUCCAGGCGCUGCGCGAGGUCAUCCCGCACGUGCGCGCCGACAAGAAGCUCUCCAAGAUCGAGACCCUCACGCUGGCCAAGAACUACAUCAAGUCGCUGACAGCCACCAUCCUGACCAUGUCCAGCGGUCGCCUUCCGGGCCUGGAGGGGCCUGGCCCUAAGCUCUACCAACACUACCAGCAGCAGCAGGCGGCUGGGGGCACACUGGGUGCCACCGAGGCUCAGCCCGAGGGCCACCUGCAGAAGUACUCCACACAGAUCCACAGCUUCCGAGAGGGCUCCUAG